UCAGAAUGGUUGUGGACGACGACUGGGUGUUUGUUGCCGUAUGACGCGAAGCGCUGCAGAUUCCUUUCACAUCCGAUGACUUAUUGACUGUCGAUUACAGAAUUGAGCUGACAUCUCUCUCUCUCAGAAGCAACAAACAAAGGAGUGGGGGUUGUCUCCAUCUGCGGUCUUCUCUCUUUGAAUGUGAAGGUGCUCAAUGUCUCCAUCCGCCUCUGCUCUUCGUCUCUUCAGAAAGUAAACUACAAAACGGCGGGGCGCUCACUCUUUCUGUACUCUGCUCUCUAUAUGUGAAGGAGCACUCUCUCUCUCUCUCUCUCAAGCACACCAUGGACGUCUCCAUGGGGUGCCCCUUCCUUCUCCCUAUACUGUUCAUGGCCAUCCUUGCCGGUUCCACCGCUGCCAACGUCGCCAAAUUGGAUGUUUACCCCAAAAUUUUGAAGAAAUCCGGCGACCCGGUAAAGAUAAAAUGGAGCGGGAUCUCGAACCCCUGUGCUCUCGAUUGGCUUGGAGUCUACAGUCCUGCCACCUCUUCCGACGAGAACUACAUUGGCUACGUUUUCUUAUCGUCCUCCCCGACUUGGAACUCCGGCUCUGGUUCCAUCGUUCUCCCUCUACUGAACCUGAGAUCGAGCUAUCAAUUUCGAAUCUUCAACUGGAACGAGAGCGAAAUCAACAAUGGGACUCGCCGCGACGACAUGGGGAACCCGCUUCCAGGAACUCGCCACCUGCUGGCGACCAGCGAAGAGAUCUCCUUCGUGAACUACAACGACCCAUCUCAGAUCCACCUCGCGUUUGGAGCGAAGGAUGACGAGAUGAGGGUGAUGUUCAUCACAAGGGACGGGAUGAGGAGCUCUGUGAGGUACGGACUGAAGGAAGAUGAGCUGGGAGAAACGGUGGAGGCGCCGGCGACGACGUAUACAAGGCCGGAUAUGUGCGACUCGCCGGCGAAUUCGGACAUAGGGUGGAGGGAUCCAGGCUACAUCCACGACGGGCUCAUGAAGAAUUUGAAGCCUGGGAAGAAAUAUUACUAUAAGGUGGGCGGCGAUGAAGGAGGGUGGAGCCCAACUUACAGCUUCAUAUCUAAAGAUAAGCAGUCUGACGAAACAAAUGCCUUUCUUUUUGGAGACAUGGGAACCUCGCUUCCAUAUCUGACCUUCCUUUACACACAAGAGGAAAGCAAAUCCACUGUCAAGUGGAUCCUGCGUGACAUUGAAGAUCUUGGGGACAAGCCUGCCUUCAUAUCCCACAUUGGUGAUAUUAGUUACGCUCGUGGAUAUGCUUGGAUAUGGGAUUCAUUCUUCACUCAGAUUGAACCCCUUGCCUCUAAAGUUCCAUAUCAUGUCUGCAUAGGCAACCAUGAGUAUGAUUGGCCAUCCCAGCCAUGGCGGCCAUCGUGGUCCUAUGCCGUUUAUGGAACCGAUGGUGGCGGCGAAUGCGGAGUUCCUUACAGUUUGAAGUUUAACAUGCCUGGAAAUUCUUCAUUGCCGACCGGAACUGGUGCGCCGGCCACUCAAAACUUGUACUACUCCAUUGAUGUUGGAGUGGUCCAUUUCCUCUUUAUAUCAACAGAGACCAACUUCUUGAAAGGCAGUGAUCAGUAUGCUUUCAUCAAGAAUGAUUUGGAGUCUGUGAAUCGAGAGAAGACACCGUUUGUAGUGGCGCAAGGUCAUCGACCUAUGUACACCACAAGCUAUGAGUUAAGGGAUGCGCCACUCAGAGCAAGAAUGCUUGAGCAUUUAGAGCCUCUGUUCACAAGCAACAGAGUUGAUCUGGCACUCUGGGGCCAUGUUCAUACUUAUGAGAGGUUAUGCCCUUUGAGAAAUUUCACCUGUGGAUUCCCAGAAAACAGCACAGACAGUCAUUUCACAAUGCACAUGGUAAUUGGUAUGGGUGGCCAAAACUGGCAGUCCAAAUGGGAGCCAAGGCCGGACCAUCCUGAUCUUCCGAUCUAUCCGCAGCCAGCUAGAUCGCUGUACCGAAGCGCAGAGCUUGGAUAUGUAAGGCUUCAUGCAACCAGAGAGAAGAUGGUUGUCACAUACAUAGGAAAUCAUGACGGCAUGCCUCAUGAUUCUGUGGAGAUUACUUCAAAAGGCCGUUGAGAACUCGUUACUCUGCUUCUCGCUAUGCUUCUGAAGCCCUUUGUAAGUUGGAUCUACUAUUGAGCAUCCACUAGCAAAUAAUAAUGCUUAGAGUUUCAUUAGGCAACUUGUUAGCCCAAGAUGGGACUGGAAAGUAGACAUUGAGUUACAGUCUUAAUGGGAUCAUGUUGCUUCUUCUGAACCUAAA
This is a messenger RNA of Nymphaea colorata (pocket water lily), 2286 nucleotides long. Its product is annotated as probable inactive purple acid phosphatase 2. The transcript is spliced from 2 exons. Gene Ontology annotation, molecular function: metal ion binding; acid phosphatase activity. NCBI's taxonomy places the organism in Eukaryota, Viridiplantae, Streptophyta, Magnoliopsida, Nymphaeales, Nymphaeaceae. The record is from RefSeq and is a predicted model, not a curated record. Bases 327 to 2099 code for a protein of 590 amino acids.